Messenger RNA from Cavia porcellus (domestic guinea pig), 3087 nucleotides. Its product is annotated as zinc finger protein 791-like. Bases 289 to 2172 code for a protein of 627 amino acids. The transcript has 5 exons. Gene Ontology annotation, molecular function: RNA polymerase II cis-regulatory region sequence-specific DNA binding; DNA-binding transcription factor activity, RNA polymerase II-specific. The record is from RefSeq and is a predicted model, not a curated record. NCBI's taxonomy places the organism in Eukaryota, Metazoa, Chordata, Mammalia, Rodentia, Caviidae. Gene Ontology annotation, biological process: regulation of DNA-templated transcription.
GCGGGCACUUCCUGUGUCAUGGCGCCGAACGGUGAAGAGUGAUUUCAUUGCUGAGAGCCCCCACCUGACUAGACCACCCUUUUCUGUGACUUCUAGUGGCUGCAACCUGCAUUGGAAGGAUUCUGGGAGCCUCUCACGCACACAAUGAUUGUAACAAAAGGUGUAACAUGAACAUGUUUGAUGUAAAGUUUGCAAGCUGUCAUGUUGUUCAUGAGGUUUUGAAUGUUGUCAAUCUUCUGUUAUACUGCACAAUUGUAAAGAGCAGAGGAAUGACCUGAGGUGGUGACCAUGGAGGAUGUAACUGUGAACUUCACCGAGGAGGAGUGGGCUCUGCUAAAUCCAUCCCAAAGGAAGCUGUACAGAGAUGUGAUGUGGGAAACAGUGAUGAAUAUAAAUGCUAUAGGAAGGACUUGGGAUGAUGAGCAAAUGGAUGAAGAAUACAAAGAUUGCUCAAGAAAUCUAAGAAAUGAAGAGGAAGCAAAAUGCUAUCAAUACGAAACUUGCAGUCAUCAUGAAAACAUACUCCUUCAGACUUCAGAUGCUUAUGUAGACAUACAGCAAGCCGCUUUGAAGCCAGCUGGAAGUCUUAUUUGUGGAGAAUUCCUGAUUGGACAUUUAGCAUUAAAUGUACCAAUUUUACAUCACAUUGGAGAGAAGCCACAUGAGAAUUUGGGAUUUGAUAACAAGCUAAGUAAAUAUAAUGAACAUGAACAAACCUGCAGUGAUUUCCAGGCCUUUCAGGAGCAUACAAGGGGAGAAAAUGGUGAGAAAUCUUAUCAAUCUGAGCAAUAUGGGACAUUCUACACUGCACUUAGUGAAAGAAGUCACCCUGGAGAGAUUAUUGUUGGUCAGAAAAGUGUGAAAACUUCCAGCACUGAAAGUGGUUUUCAAAUCCAUGAAGAAAUUCACACUGGGAAUGUGUGCGAGCAAUAUGGUGAAAUCUUCAAUACUGAAAGUAGUAAAAUUCCUGAAAGGAUUAACAUGGAGGAGAAACCCUCUAUAUGUAAGCAGUGUGGAAAAGCAUAUACACACAGCUGCUGUCAGAGACAUGAGAAUGUUGACACUGGGAUGGAACUCUACAUAUGUAAGCAGUGUGGGAAAUCAUUCAGCCAAUACAGUCAGUGUCAAAGCCAUGAAAGUACUCAUGAAGGGAAGAAACCAUACGUAUGUAAACAAUGUGGGAAAGCUUUUGUGGGACAGGAUUAUUGUCAAAUACAUGAAAGAACUCAUAGUGCAGGGAAGCAUCAUGUGUGUAAGCAGUGUGGUAAAGCAUUUACCACAAAGUAUUAUAAACUGCAUGAAAAUGUUCACACAGGGGAGAAACCCUAUUUGUGCAAGCACUGCGGGAAGGCAUUCACAACACACCAAUAUUGUCAAAUGCAUGAAAGAACUCACACUGGUGAGAAAUCUUACGUAUGUAAGCAAUGUGGAAAAGCAUACAGCAUAAAGAUUAGUUGUAGGAGACAUGAAAGAAGUCACACUGGGGAGAAACCUUACGUGUGCAAGCAAUGUGGAAAAGCAUUCAACAUGAGGAGUAAUUAUAAAAGACAUGAAAGAUCUCACAGUGGGGAGAAGCCAUAUGUGUGCAAGCACUGCGGAAAGGCUUUCACAGUGCAUGAAACUUGUCAAAUACAUGAGAGAAUUCACACUGGGGAGAAACCUUAUGUGUGCCAGCGAUGUGGGAAGGCAUUCACUACAAAGUGUUACCAUAAACUACAUGAAAAAAUUCACACAGGGGAGAAACUUUAUGCAUGCAAACACUGUGGGAAGGCAUUCAUUAAACAUCAAUCUUGUCAAAUACAUGAAAGAACUCACACUGGGGAAAAACCUUAUGUGUGUAUGCACUGUGGGAAGGCAUUCACUACACACCGAUCUUGUCAAGGACAUGAAAGAACACACACUGGGGAAAAACCUUAUGUGUGCAAGCAAUGUGGAAAAGCAUACAGUAUAAAGGUUAGUUGUAAGAGACAUGAAAGAACACACACUGGGGAGAAACCUUAUGUGUGUAAGCACUGUGGAAAAGCAUUUGCUACAAAGAGUUAUUAUAAAAGACAUGAAAGUAGCCACACUGGGGAUAAUCCUUAUGUGUGCCAGCAGUGUGGGAAGGCAUUCACUACACAGCAGUCAUAUCAAAGACAUGAAAGAACUCACACAAACAAGAAAACAUGUUAAGUGGGCCAUGUGAAAAAAGAUUUGCCUGUAAGUAUUUGUUUUGUGUACAGAGAUCUGACACUGGGAAUGAACCCUAUGUGUAUAAACAAUGUGGAAGAAUCAUUCAAUGAAUGAUACUUACACACAUGUGUAAAUGAAAAAUUUGAUGUCAAUAUUCAUGGGUUAUCCAUAAAUUAAUGUGCAGACGUGAUCUAGAAUGCAUUCCUUGGUUUUUAGUAAAUAACUUAUAAAUAACUGAAUUAUCUGUAGUGUUUACUAGAAAAUGCUGACAUUUUUGUAAGCCAUUGUCUUUAAACCUAAUACAUAGUAUCUGCUAAAAUAGCAAAUUGAAUUUAAAUGUACUUCUUACUUACAAGUAGUGUUACUAUUUAUGUAGUUUUAUUUAUUUAUUUUUUUUACUAUGGGGAGUUAUAGAGUGCUGAAAAAUAAGUUUUAUUAAUUAUUAAUAGUUUUUAACUGGGAUGUCCCACUAGCUCUGAAAUUUUCUUGGUAUAUACAUCUCCUAUUCUGUAUACAAAUAAUAACCUUGACUUUGAUGUUAUAUGUAUGUAAACAUGCAUAUUUAGAGACAUGUAAACAUGUAUUUUUUAAAAGUUCAUUUGUUUACACUUAACUUGUUGAUUAGCAAAUCUUGGUUUUUAUGUCCUAUCUAGACACAUGCAUAUAUCCAAACAUAUUUAUAUGAAGUAUAUAAAUUUGCUGUUUUUACUUUCAUGUUGAAAUCAGUACUAUGAUUUACAUAAAAUUUUGUUUUCUUAACAUCAACAUUUUACUUUUCAUGGUUAUAUUAAGACUUAAUAUGGUGCUAAAUUUUACCACAAUUUAUAACAAUAGAAACCAUCCUGCUGCGAGAUUCUGUUUGUGACACAUCAGAUAGACCGUGCCUUGACUAAUAAAGGAUAUAAUGAACUGUAA